GAAUGAUGUAAUAUGCUGAUCAAUCUUGCUCAAGUAACUUUAUAUAUAAACUUGCAAAACAAUUGAAUUUACUGACUCAGAUACUGUGAAUUGUUGUGAAAUGUUGAUUAUCUACAUUAUAAUUCCACUGAUUUUAAUACGUUCAUCUCAGUCAGGAUCAUCAUCAUCACAACAAUCUAACUGCACUGAGCAACAACGAUCACCAUUUGGACGGUUUGUUUCAGCAGUGGGAACAUUUAUUAGCUUAUUAUGCUUUUUAGAUGGAAUAUGGAACACUAUAGCCGGGUUCCUUAAAGAAGCGAUGGCAAACACUGGUUGAGGAUGAACUAUGAGACUUUGAACCUGAUUUCUUUAUUAUUCAAAUCUAUUUCCAUAUUGUUUUGUUAUUGUUCAUUUUGUUACACAAUAAUAAAAGUUUAGAAGAAAGCAAAUGAAUAAAAAGUGAAGUACAUUGAGAUUAAGAAGA
Messenger RNA from Schistosoma curassoni, 466 nucleotides. Lineage: Eukaryota; Metazoa; Platyhelminthes; Trematoda; Strigeidida; Schistosomatidae. The record is from the annotation of a GenBank genome assembly.